AUGGCAUCCGCGGAGACCCCAAGACCGCAUCCAUCCCUUGCUCGCUGCGACGCCACAGACCCCUCGACCACCCCAGAGAAGUUGGUUGACAUCAUCAAUCGCGAUGGUGGUGUCAUAGUAGAGAAGCUCGUCACCCGUGAUCUUGCGGAGGCGAUCAAGAGGGAUUUGAAACCGUACUUCGAUGGAGACAUCCCGGACAAAUCAGGCUUUUUCCCAGUGACGACUCAGAGAGCCUCCGGCUUACUGGGCAUCUCAGACAACUGCGUCGAGCUUGCGUGCAACAAGCUCUAUACUGACGUUGCCAACAUACUCGUCUCUUCGUCACACACCUUCUGGAGGGGCGACCACCAGAAGACCGUCAGCGGGAAGCCCAUCAUCUCCUCGACGGUCGGCUUCCGCGUCAACCCGGGCGGCAGGCGGCAGGUCUUGCACCGCGAUGACAAUGACUAUCAUCCUCAUGAUAAGCAGCUGCCGGUGAUGAUCGGCUGCGUGACCGCGUUGACCAAGACCACGGCGGCCAACGGGGCCACGGUUGUUAUCCCGGGGUCGCACCUCUGGGGCCCAGAGAGACGGCCGCUGGACGAGGAAACCGUUCCCGCUGAGCUUGAGCCCGGUGACGCGUGUGUCUUCCUCGGAAACACUUAUCACGCGGGUGGAGGAAAUGUCACCAAGGACGAGUAUCGGGAGACGGUUGGGAUAUUUCUCUGUCAGCCAACUCUGCGUCCAGCGGAAAACCAGUUUCUCAUGGUUCCCCUGGAGAAGGCAAUGAAGAUGAAGCCACAGGCCCAGAGGCUCCUAGGUUAUGGUAUAUGUGAGCCGGGCGUAGGUUUCAUGAAGUACCAGGACCCCAUGAGAGUGUUGUUUGGGGUUGAGGAUGAGGAGACUGUCAAUUUCUGA
This is a messenger RNA of Diaporthe citri, 897 nucleotides long. RefSeq lists its product as uncharacterized. The record is from RefSeq and is a predicted model, not a curated record. The coding region runs from base 1 to 897 and encodes 298 amino acids. Lineage: Eukaryota; Fungi; Ascomycota; Sordariomycetes; Diaporthales; Diaporthaceae. The transcript has 3 exons.